AAUCGGAAUGCUUAAUUCUCCAUUUGGACGAAGUGAUCAGCCGUGUUAUGUUUGGCACUCAAAUUUACUCAUAAAUUACCGCAACCACGGUAAACUCUGCCAAUUUCGUCAAGGGUUCUGGAUUCUGUUGGGUUGCGUUGAAGCAUCCCUGGAUUUGUGUACACAGUGAUGGUGAAGGAAUUUUUCAAGUCGCCGAAGCCGAUCAGUGGAAUCCGUCAUGGAAUGAGCUGCUCGGAGGGUUGCGAUUGAGCUUCAAACUCAGCUGUGAUCAGCAGAAUUGGGUUCAAUGGCCUAUUGUUACAUACUGAAUCAUCACCUCAGCACUCUGAACGAGAUUGAAUUAUGCUUGCUGCCUCAAACCCUCUCUUAGUACUUGGUUUCAUGUAUGGAUAGAGGGGACUCGGAAUUUGGAAACUCAGCAUAAAAAAUGACGUGGAAGAUCAUCACAAGAUCUGCUCAAUUUUAAAUUUGACGUGGUGGAAGUUGUCAUCCACUAACAAAGCACCAGAAGGUUGUAUCCGAAGCGACGACGACCGAACGGGGCGAUAAAAUUAUACUCAUUGGUGCUUUAGGGUUUCAUUCCUGAGGGCCACGAAACCCUAAAUGAAAAUGAGUCAAAGAACCGACUUCUAGAAUCCUACUCUCUGCGGAACUGAAUAUUGUAGCUCGUGACCAGUCGUAGCAAGUUGCUGUAGUAUUUGCUGAUUUUGAGUCAGCAUCGAUGGGAACGGUUUGUACAUCUUUCUACAAUUUAAAGCUCUUGUCGCCUGAGGCGUGGGAGUAUUGCUGGAACAAGAGCGGUACAAGCAUUCGCAUUUGACACCAACCAACCUGCACCGAAUCACGAUAGAGUUGGUCACACCAGUAGCUGAAUGACAAUGGCGGUGCAGUCAACAGAUCAUUCCAACACGCCUCGCAUCGAUUACGCUCUGCCCCUCCUCGACUUCGAUUGGAAGCUUAAGUACGCAGUUGCCAGUGGAAAUAUUGCAGCUGUGAACAAGGCUCUGUUAAGACUGGAGUUACACGUUUCCAAGUCUCCGAUCAAAGUGGACAAGGCAGGUUUAGGAAGAGUUCUAUCAGAAAAUCAGAUUCAAACAACUAUUGCUGAGUUUACCAAGGAAGAACUCGACACGCUAAUUGGUGCGAUGGAUGCCAUCGAACUGGGACUGGAAGGAGCAGACAGCACAACACAAUCUUGAGGUAGUUAGGCAUUUACGGGGAAAAGAACAAGACCAUCAAUUUUCUUUUUUUUAUGAGUGUUGGAACUCGUUGUGCUCAUCUAAUCCGAGGCCAAUACGCAAAAAUAUAUCGAUUUGGUUAAGGCGGAGGAGGCAGAUAGAAAUAUUAGCAUAGCCAGACGAACCCAAAGACAGAUUUACAAUUUCUUCCGGCAUUGCUUACAAACGAUUCUCAACACAUAAUUAGUACUAGAAGUGGAUACCGAUUGUGUAUAUGCUAGCGUGUAAAAUUCUUCGCUAAUAUAGAAGCGAUGAAAAGAGCUAUACGAUGCAGCAUGUUCCAUUGAGAGUGAUAUGACAAUUAUGCAUUGAUAUUCCUUUACUGGGGAUUGGGGCUA
Messenger RNA from Physcomitrium patens, 1576 nucleotides. RefSeq lists its product as uncharacterized. Lineage: Eukaryota; Viridiplantae; Streptophyta; Bryopsida; Funariales; Funariaceae. The record is from RefSeq and is a predicted model, not a curated record.